Molecule: messenger RNA, 339 nt
Organism: Trichomonas vaginalis G3
Lineage: Eukaryota; Parabasalia; Trichomonadida; Trichomonadidae
Product: protein of unknown function, DUF4106 family
Exons: 1
Source: RefSeq, a predicted model, not a curated record
AUGUUGGACCCAGAUAUUUCAAAUGCUUUAGCUGCCAAAUAUAUUGCAGUUCCACUUAUGUUCCCUAUACACCAAAUAUCUGUCAAAGACUUUGCAGGUGAAGUUGGAAACCAAAAUCCAGGAGCCGAAGGUGCAAGAACAGAUAUUGCUUUAACAACUGCAAUGAAACAUGCAGAUACUAUGUUUGUACUGUUCAGACGAACUAUAAAUGACUAUUCUUGUUUCUACAACCCUGGUAUUAAAUAUCAUAUAAACAUAGAUGGCAAAUAUUAUCCAAGAGAAGAAUAUUCUACAGUUGAGGAUAUGAGGUCAUACAACUUGACAUUAGAUGCUAUGAAC